GGGUUGAUUUGAGGUGUCAACAAAUUUUUUUUUUUCUUUCUUUCUAAAAUCCAUCUCUUUCUCUUCAACUCACCCAACUGGCCCAAGUGUCCAAAUAAAACCAAGGAACUUGUUCCUUAUAGCUUGCAAUUUUUCCAUGUACACAAACCUUGUCUACCAUUUUAAAGAAGCUAGAUAGAGUAUAGCAAUAGCAGAAGUUAUAGCAAUGUCCAAUAAUCAAUCAGAUUGGCCUGAGCCAAUAAUCCGAGUUCAGUCCUUGUCCCAAACCUGCACAGAUUCAAUCCCUGAAAGGUAUAUCAAGCCCUCAACAGAUAGAGCAUCAUCCACAACCUCUUUUUCUUCUUUUGAUCAUGCCAACAUCCCAAUCAUCGACCUUGCAAAUUUAAAUGGUCCUGACCCAGAUGCUAGUUCUUCAAUCCUUAAGCAAAUCUCUGACGCUUGCCGCGACUGGGGUUUCUUCCAAGUAGUGAACCAUGGUGUGAGUCCUGAUUUAAUGGACAAGGCUAGGGAAACAUGGCGAAGGUUCUUUCACAUGCCCAUGGAGGCGAAGCAGCAAUAUGCGAAUUCUCCAAAAACUUAUGAAGGGUAUGGAAGCAGGCUUGGAGUUGAGAAAGGUGCUAUUCUUGAUUGGAGUGAUUACUAUUAUCUACACUACCUUCCCUGUUCACUCAAGGACCAUAACAAAUGGCCUUCUUUGCCUUUUGGUUGCAGGGAAGUGUUUGAUGAGUAUGGGAGAGAGUUGGUGAAGCUAUGUGGGAGGUUGAUGAAGAUUCUAUCCAUAAACUUAGGAUUGGAAGAGGAAAUUCUGCAAAGUGCUUUUGGGGGUGAAGAUAUUGGGGCAUGCCUAAGGGUGAAUUUUUACCCAAAGUGUCCUAAGCCAGAGCUGACUUUGGGUCUUUCAUCACACUCAGACCCAGGAGGCAUGACUAUGCUGCUUCCAGAUGACCAAGUCCGUGGCCUUCAAGUGCGCAAAGGGGAUGACUGGAUUACUGUAAACCCAGCUCGCCAUGCGUUCAUAGUCAAUAUUGGUGACCAGAUUCAGGUUCUAAGCAAUGCAAUCUACAAGAGUGUGGAGCACAGGGUGAUAGUAAAUUCAGAUAAAGAGAGAGUUUCAUUGGCCUUUUUCUACAACCCAAAAAGUGAUAUACCCAUAGAGCCAGUAAAAGAGCUGGUAACACCAGACAAACCUGCACUCUAUCCAGCAAUGACCUUCGAUGAGUACAGGCUGUUCAUUAGAAUGAGAGGACCUCGUGGUAAAUCACAAGUGGAAUCUAUGAAGUCUCCAAGAUAAUACUAUCAAUUAAUGUUCCUAGCUUGAUAUAUAUAUAUCUGCAUUUGUAUUGGGAUUUUGUUUUCGUAAAUUUGCACAUUGAGUUAGUAAAAGAUACACAAAUUGAAUAUACAAUAUAGGUACAUAUAUAUAAAAUUGAUUGGAAAAGUUGUUUUUCUUCUUUGGUUUGUAAUAAUGGCUAAAUUUGGAUGGACCACACAAAGAUUCUUCCUAAGUGAGUA
This is a messenger RNA of Lotus japonicus, 1512 nucleotides long. RefSeq names its product jasmonate-induced oxygenase 1-like. The transcript is spliced from 3 exons. The record is from RefSeq and is a predicted model, not a curated record. Bases 206 to 1291 code for a protein of 361 amino acids. NCBI's taxonomy places the organism in Eukaryota, Viridiplantae, Streptophyta, Magnoliopsida, Fabales, Fabaceae.